Falco peregrinus (peregrine falcon) is the source of this 4339-nucleotide messenger RNA. RefSeq lists its product as uncharacterized. NCBI's taxonomy places the organism in Eukaryota, Metazoa, Chordata, Aves, Falconiformes, Falconidae. The record is from RefSeq and is a predicted model, not a curated record. The coding region runs from base 801 to 1517 and encodes 238 amino acids. The transcript has 9 exons.
AAAGUGGAAAUGCAGUUGACUUUUAAAGAAGGGAGAAACUGGUCGUGCGCCCUUUUCUCUGGGAUCCAAGUGGCUUCUGCAUUUCCUCUGCAGGGCUAUGGAAGAGGAGCUGACUGAACUGGAAGCUGGGAAGGCUGCUUGAUUGCGUGGAGAAGGGAAGGGAAAAGGCACAAAGGCUUCUUUGGAUGCAGACAGCUUUUAAGCAGGAGGUGGCCAAGACAGCUGAAGACUCUCAGAAACCUGUCAAAAAAGAGGGUUAAGAGACAGACCAGUGGGAGAUUUGGUGAACAGUGUGCUGGCUUUUGAAAAUGAAGCGGGGGAGCAGGAAGGAAUGUCACCAGAGAUAAGAGGAAGGGGGAUAAACUUUGAACAAAAUGAGAGGAGGCUUAAGUAUGAGCCAAGAUGAUCACAAAAGAGAAGAGAGAACAACGGAAGGAAGACAAAUACAAAGCUCAGGCUGAAAACUACUGGUGAAAAAAAAAAAAAAUCACUGUGUCUGUGAGGACUGCAUUACACAGGGAACAUGCUACAAGGAGGACAAGGAGAAUCGUGAUAGGACUUUCAGCAGCUCUAGGCUGGCAUGGAUCAUGAAAGAUAAGCAAUGAUUAACUUCUGCUGAAGAGUUGAUGUGUACCUAGGAGUUAACGCAGAAUUCAUUUGGAAAUUUACUCAAGGGACUUCUCUGGUACUUCUCAGACAGGGAGAUGACUUGGGGAGGAGCCGAGUGAGCCUGCCCUGGGACUGUGGGGGAUCUAGGAGAGCAUCCAACACUACUGGAGCUGAGCCCCCAGAGCAGCCUGAUGGAGUCCCCCUACUUCACAUGGUUUUGUUUCCUGCUCCUGGCCAUUGCAGCUGCCCAUCCAAAUAUUGCCAUGCCCUGUGGUGGUGACCCUGCUGAGGGAUCACAACGGUCUUCAUCUGGCAAAACAAAUGUGACAGUCUACCACUGCAAAAACUGUGAGGAACACAUAUGCAAAUCAUCCAAUUAUGAAGGCUUUGUAAAAAUUGGUGAAACACAAAGUGAGACAUUUUCAAAUGAAGUAAUUCAGUUGGUGACCAGUGAAACACACAUCAUGAUGUGCCUUCAGCAAGAAGAAAAUGCUUGUCUUAAAGGAAUUUAUGCCAUAGUCUGGGAGAAAGCCAUGGGAGUAGGAGACUCAUGUGGCACACUGGAUUUUAGAGUUUCCUCAGAAAACAGGGAGGAUAACAUCGUUAGAGAGGAGAUGAAAAUUUGCUGUAAAGUGGACACAAACCUCUCAGUACCCAGCCGUGUGCUGAAGUGUGGCCUACACAAUGUAAUGUCAGGAGGAGAAAACAGAAAAUCAGCAGCCGACAUCACUGCUGAAGGAAAUCAAGGUGAGCGUCAAUUUUCAGUCAGCCAAGGGAACAUUACCCUCACCACCACUUUACUGAUUGCUGGGGUUUGUGCAGCAGCAUUGCUAACGUAUCACAUUUGUCGGAAGCAAAAUCAUCAAGGAUCUGUCCCAGUGAUCAAGCCUGCUUUUUGUUGCUGUUAGAAAAACCAGAUGGCAUCCUGACAUGUAAAACCUUGUGCCUGAAAAACUUCUACAAACAAGACCUCCAAGCCAGCAGCAUGCUCCUCAGUAACGGUGUACAACAUGCAGCUGGACAAACGGACCUCAUUUUAUAUGAGACCUCAUGGUAGUUUUCACAAAUGUACCUUCAUCAAAUCCACAUGUUCACUGAGGGCUGUGAUUGCCACAGUUGUCCAGCUGCAGGCCUUCACAAGUGACAUGAAAAGCUCCUUGGAUCUCCCAUCCUUUCCUGGUGCUUUGCUCAGGACAGCAGUCAUUGCAAGAUGUGUGGAUGGCCCAGCACACAGGUUUAAACCAGCUGAAUUCUCUCAAUGAUUUUCAUGAUUGAAACUAUCAGUUCAUCUGAAAUUCUUCAGAGAACUGUAUUUGUGCUCAAUAAGGAUGUGUUGAACCCUGAGGUUCUCUGCAUGUCUUCAAUUUUGUAAUGUGAUAGCAUGCCCAUAGGUCUUUAUUUUUUUAACUCCUGGGUGGUCUUUACAUCUAAAAAAGCAUUUUGUACAGGUGACUGGUUUGUUGAAUUAGAGGGGUUUGACCUUUUGAACAGACAUUUGAUUUUGCAGCCAGCUGCAGGUUGAGGACAUCUCCUCUUGUUCCUGUGCAAGGGUGGAUGAGAGGGCAAUAUCCAGCUCCCUCAGAAACAGCAUUGGGUCAUGGAAGCCAUGGCCCCUUCCAGGCUGAAAAGAAGUAUGAUGUCAAUCUCCCUGAGAGACUAGGUCAUAAUACUGGCAAUUCUAACAUAGGACACUUUCAACAGUGAUUCCAGUGGGUGGGAAAGCAUAUUGAUGUACCCACUUCGUUUCCUUAUCAGAAAAGACUACAGUAUAUUUCUGCAUCUGAAGACAGGUUUGGGUAUCCUGUGUGCAGACAGUAGGUGAUGAAUAUUGCACUUCAGGGAUCCCCAUUUGGUAGUGCACAGGUGGUAUGUCAGCUUCAAAUGAUUUAUUGUUCAUGCUUGAUUUGAAGAAAUCCUCAAAACUUUGCAUUAGACCUAAUCUAGCAUCAGGCUUUUGAGCAAAAAACAGCAGCAGCACAAUUAGAAAAGCAGAUCCAUAAAACAGUUUGAAUACUUGCUGAAUCAUUUUUACAAGCUUUAAUUACCCAUAAAUCUGUUGCUGAAACUUGCAGCAGGAAAUCUCAAAGGAUGUAAUGUGUGUGACUCCUGAAAUUUGCUACAGUCAGAUCUAAAGGGAAAGGUUCAUAAUGAAAGACAUCCAAAAAAAUGUUAUUAAUUAAUUUUAGAAAUACAGAAAAGCCUCUGUGCUUAAUUUUAGCUCUUGUUUGGCACAGGAGACUAGUGUUGUUAUAGGUUGGUUUUUUUCCCUCCCCAGUAGAGGCUUUACACUCAUGCUGAUCUAAGAUACCCUUUUAAAUCGAUUCUCAGCUUAUUUGUUGGAUUUUGUCUUUUCAAUUUUAAUGUGGUGUAAUGCAGUCAAAACUUUAUGAAGAGGUGACAGUCCCCAGCUAUUCAAAGACUUUUUUUACUGAAUGUUAUUUUGACUGAUCCAGUUGUGAACUCUGUUAUAACAUGAUGAAUGUUGUAUGCUUAUCCAAUAAGCCAAAGCUAAGGUUACCUGUAAAGAGUCCAGACUGUGCAAGGAUUUAGAGAUAGAAGGAAAAAGACUUUUUAUACAGUGCCUUAGCACAAUUGCAGUUCCUGUCCUUUCCUGGAAGAGGGCUUCUGUAAGCUUGCGAUGGUGUAGAUGUGUAUCUAAAAGGAGGGAGGAAGAGGUUGGUUUGAGAUAAAAGCCAUACUUUUUUUUUAGGAAAUAAUGUAUCUGCUGCUAUAGCUUGGGAAAAGAGCACUCAUAGCGGGUAUGGGCCUUUCGCUUUUUGGCACCACAGCAGCUGUCAUGGGUGUUGCUUUUGGUUCUGUUCCGCUCUGCUCUAAGUCAUUGCUGUGGGUGUCUCUGAAGAAGUGCCAAGUGUUCCAUUUUACGCGAUUAAUCUGUCCACUGUGCUUCUGGAGACUUCCAGUGAGGUACACAUUAUCUUCCUCUAUCUAGAAAAAUACCAUCUUAACAUUGAAGGCCAUGGCAGUUCUUUUGUAUGACCUUUUAAUGAGAAAACCAAAUGCGUCCACGUGUGGAAAAAUCUAUGUGUGCGUGUAUAUAUGGUAUUUAAAUCGGGUGCUGACACUGGGUGGUUUUGGUAUAAACUCGGAUUUUGGGUUCUUCAGAGAAGGAACAAAGUGACACUUGAGAACUCACAUUGUAUUAACUUGAGGGAUUCAGGCUGAAUGAUGUGCAGGUUUAAUUUCUACUUUUUAACACCAGCUGGGGCCAGAGAGCUGGGUGUGUUUUGAGGAGAAAGUUUCUAUGGACACCUCUGCCCAGUGACAGUUCCUUAGCUAAAUUAGUCACAAGACAUAAAUCUCAGACCCAUUUUUACGGCUCACACAAGCACACUUUCAUUUAUAUCUCUUCUUCGUACUGAAUAUGCAGACUGUGAUAUUCAGAGGCAUCACUAGCAACUGUUUCACUUUGCCCCUCCUGAGCCGUGUUGUGCUGGUAGACACCAAUCAUCCCAUGCCUCAGGAAAAACUGUUCAAGGUAGCUUUAAAGAUCUGCAGUGUUCGUUCUCAGCAACUGCUUUGUGUUGUUUUGCAAUAUACAAAUAUAGACAAAUAAUUGCUAAUGAAAUAAAAAAUUACUAAAGAUACAAAGUGGUCUGAUUUGCCAAAUGCCAUAAUUUGAUAGUUGCAAUUUCACUUUGAUUUUGUUGUUGUUGUUGUUGUUGUUUUGUGUUACUAUACUCAUCACAAUAAAACAUUAGUUUAAAACCUG